This is a messenger RNA of Xenopus laevis (African clawed frog), 1597 nucleotides long. RefSeq names its product mast cell protease 1A. The transcript is spliced from 5 exons. The record is from RefSeq and is a predicted model, not a curated record. NCBI's taxonomy places the organism in Eukaryota, Metazoa, Chordata, Amphibia, Anura, Pipidae. Bases 648 to 1418 code for a protein of 256 amino acids.
GCUGGUACGGAAGCCUAAAACUUGUGAUGCAACAUGUCUUUUUGUUGAUAAUUUGUUCUCAUUUAACAGUCAGUCCUCAUUUGCAAGCACUUUACCCUACAUGGAGUAGCAGGUCUCCUUUAGACCUGUUGAACUUACUUUUAAAUGAUAACUUUAUGUGCAAGACUAAGCAAUAGUAACAGAAUUUUAGGUCUCAGGACACUCACGUAGCUUCAAAAAACACCUUGGCAAUUACUUGGGGGGUUUACUUUGAAACAAUCAGCUUCAUUCCCAAUUCUCCAGUGCUCACUACCCUGCAGCUUGAUGUUUCACCACUCUCAGUUGAGGUCACGCAUAGAUAUUGCUGGUGUCACUAAACUUAUCUUCUUUGUACCACUCUGAUCAAAAGGAUGUGCAAUCGAAGCAGUGUCCAAUGCAGGAAGAGAAACCAGUGAAGUAAGAUAACCAAGAAGAUCUAUCCAAAAGAUAACCACCUCAGAGAAUACUAGAAUAUUUAUACACUUUUCAGAACAGAGGAGAUACAGCUGUGGUAAUAAAAACCCACAAAUGCACCUACACAGAUCACAGAUUCUGAGAAACCCAAACCCACAUGCUACUUUGUGCUUCUAUAAAUGUUCCUAUUGUCUGUUAUUUCUCUUUCACUCUGAAUGAGAAUGGACUCUGUAUCAUUUGUAUUCCUGGCUUUCUUCAUCCAGUACACUAUAGCAGAUGGCAUUAUAAAAGGAAAAGAAGUUUGUCCACAUUCUAAACCCUACAUGGCAUUUCUCAAUAUCACCAGUUAUGACAAACAAGAAGUUCGAUGUGGUGGAAUCCUGAUAAGUGAAAACUUUGUCUUGACAGCAGCACAUUGCAAAGGAUCCAAAAUUGUUGUGACAUUGGGAGCUCAUAAUAUUGAUGAGAGGGAAGAAUCACAGCAGAAGAUAGAUGUCUGUGAGCAAAUUCAGCACCCGUUGUACAAAAACGAUGACAGCAAAGACAUUAUGCUGCUUAAGCUGAGGAGGAAAGCAGUGCCAAAUCAACAUGUGUUGCCUAUACGGCUCAGCCAAAGUGGACCAAAACUAAAGACUGGAGAUCUUUGCAAUGUUGCUGGAUGGGGUCGAAUUAAUAAAUUCAAUUACAGGAUGGCUUCAAAACUGCAGGAACUUGACAUGAAAGUAGUUGCUCCAGAUGAGUGUACUAAAGCUUUCCCAAACUACAAUACGAAAGAAUUAAUCUGUGCUCAGAACUUUACAGAACCAAAAUCUUCCUGUUGGGGUGAUUCUGGUGGACCUCUCUUUUGUGACCAGUAUCUUCAUGGGCUUGUUUAUGGUGGUAAAGGAGACUGCGGUGGCCCUCGCCUUUUCACCAGUGUUUUCUCUUAUAUUAAGUGGAUCAAUAGCUCCCUAAAAAAACCAAAGUGCAAGAUAGAAAGCUACUGAUUGUGAGCACAGGAACCAACUUCCUAAGCAUGAACACAAUCUAGAAUUUACAUUAGAGGUUAUACAUUGUGAACCUCAAGAACAUGUUGUAAUUACUUCUCUCUCAAGACAACAUUACCCUCCAUACCCAGUACCACGAAUAUAUACUGUAUUUUAAAUUAAACAAUAUUUUAAUAUCA